Caenorhabditis remanei is the source of this 489-nucleotide messenger RNA. RefSeq lists its product as uncharacterized. The coding region runs from base 1 to 489 and encodes 162 amino acids. NCBI's taxonomy places the organism in Eukaryota, Metazoa, Nematoda, Chromadorea, Rhabditida, Rhabditidae. The transcript has 3 exons. The record is from RefSeq and is a predicted model, not a curated record.
AUGAGCAAAUUCUACGGCGUGGCUCACGGCUUUCAGCGUGGUGUCUUCACCGAAUGGUCUGAAGCGAAAAAACAAAUCGACAAGUUUCCACAGCCGGUCUACAAAAAAUUCUCUACAGAAGAAGAGGCUGAGAAGUAUGUAGAUGACAGAAAACCAAAAAAAGUUGAAUUGUCCUUCCCUGAUGACACUCAUGACACCUACUACGCGGUUGCUCGUGGACAUACUGUUGGCGUCUUCACCGACUACAAGGAUGUUAAGGAACACAUCAAAGACUAUCCUCAACCAUUGCACAAAAAGUUUUCCACUCUCGAUGAAGCCGUCGCGUAUUUCCAUAAGCUUUUUGAUGGAAAAGAUGUCGGCAAAGAAGCCGGGAAGACUGAAAAGGUCGAGAAGAAAUCAAAUACAGAGAAGACAGAGAAGACCGACAAACGCGAAACAAAACGGAAGGCGGAUAAAGAAGAAACUGUCGACAAGAAGAAGAAAAAAUAA